GUGGCGGCGAUCGAGAGGUCACGUGAUGAGCAUCCUGCUGCCCAACAUGGCGGAGUUCGACACCAUCUCGGAACUGGAGGAGGAGGAAGAAGAAGCGGCAACGUCGUCGUCCUCGCCGUCGUCGUCGUCGUCGGUAUCGGGGCCCGACGACGACGAGGAAGAUGAGGAGGAUGAGGAAGAAGAGGACGACGAAGAAGAAGAGGAGGAGGAGGAGGAGACACCGCCCCCGCCUCGGGUAGUGAGUGAGGAGCAUCUGCGGAGAUAUGCCCCUGAUCCUGUAUUGGUGCGGGGCGCCGGCCACAUCACUGUGUUUGGCUUGAGCAACAAGUUUGAUACUGAAUUUCCCUCAGUUCUAACAGGGAAGGUGGCCCCGGAAGAAUUUAAGACCAGCAUUGGCCGUGUGAAUUCAUGUUUGAAAAAGGCUCUCCCGGUCAAUGUGAAAUGGCUACUAUGUGGUUGUCUCUGCUGCUGUUGCACACUGGGUUGCAGCCUGUGGCCUGUUAUUUGUCUCAACAAAAGAACCAGAAGAUCAAUUCAGAAGUUAUUAGAAUGGGAAAAUAACAGAUUAUAUCACAAGCUUGCUUUGCACUGGAAGUUGACUAAAAGGAAAUGCGAAACUAGCAAUAUGAUGGAGUAUGUAAUACUAAUAGAAUUCUUACCAAAAUAUCCCAUAUUCCGACCUGACUGAGGAAUUUUAUUCAGUCACUUCUGUGUUACUUGUCAUUUCCUACCCUUAGUGCCUUGUAGAUGAUUUUGGAAUGAAGAUGGUCUCCUUUGCUGUGUUCAACUUAUUCCUUAUUUCUUCUUAUUAUUAUUCUUUAGAAUAUUCUCCUUACUCUUUUAUUUGUGUUGGUUUAAGAAGAAAAUUUGCACAUCCUUUUUUUGUUAAUGAAGCUUGUGUUUUGCACUCUAUAUUUUUAAAUAAAUACACAUACAGAGAUGUAUAUGUAUAUAUAUAGUUGCCACUAAAGAUAAAUCAUCAGUGCCGGUGUUUAAAAAACAGAAACAAAAAUUUGUUCUGAGCAUGCUGCCUUAUAAUUUUCAUACUCACUGUUUCUAAAUAUGCAUCAUUUUUCUAGGCUACUUAAUGCUCUGUAAUCCCUUACUGGACAUAAGUAAAUAAGCUUUUGGUAGCUUUUAGAAAUGGUUUUACUCUUACUUGCUUUUAAAGGACAUGCAAUUAAUAGCACUGGUUUUGUCCUGCACUUUGCUAAAUUAUCACUUAUGUUAGUGGAUAAAAUAUUUAAACUCUUAAAAGACUUGUAAAUAUUGUCUCUUUGCAUAACAUAAAAUGUGAUAUGCCAUGGUUUACAGAACGUAAUAUUACUCUUACUGUAUUGCCAACAAAUCUACAUAGAUUUAAAUAUGAAUGAAGUUCGCAAGCAUCCUCUUGAAUGUGUAGACUGUUAACAUGCUGUUUUAUGGCAGAGCCAUAAUGAGUUUGUUAAAAAUUUCAGGUGUAGGGCAGGAUUGCCCUUUGUAAUGAGUGGAUUAAAAUUGAAAUCAUUGUCUGAGAUAUUCUGCAUUGCACCUGAAACCAAGAACCUUAGUUUUUCCAUUUAAUUCAGUAAUUCCCAUUUUGUCCUCCACUCCCACUCCCCAAAAAAUUCAUUUGACAUCCAACACAUUUCACAGCUUCACUGUCCUUAUUUAUUGCCUUUUAUGUAUCCUUUCCCUCACUUGAAAAUACACACAAUUAUGAUCUGUAAGGAGUGUUUCAAGAUUUCACAUUCUUGGGAGGUGCCUAGGUCCUCAUGUAAGCCACACUAAUCCCUUUUUGAAGUUCUGAUAUUCUGCUUUGGGAAAGAGAGCGAGCUAAUUGAGAAGCUGUACCUAAAGAAUAUAUAGUGGCUGAUUCAUAAUUGAUAAA
Molecule: messenger RNA, 1870 nt
Organism: Lontra canadensis (Northern American river otter)
Lineage: Eukaryota; Metazoa; Chordata; Mammalia; Carnivora; Mustelidae
Gene: CHIC1
Product: cysteine rich hydrophobic domain 1
Exons: 6
Coding region: 26-688 (220 amino acids)
Source: RefSeq, a predicted model, not a curated record